UUCUUCAUUGCAGCAUGGCGGGUUCCGGGGGGCUCGCGGAGUGGUCGGAGGGUGCGUCGGUAUGGUUCCAGCCGGCCGGCGCCCCCGCGCCGCUGCCCGGCGAGUUGAUCGAGGUACACCGGGCGGCGCGCGUGCUGCUGGUCAGCGCCGUGGUAAAUGGUCAGCCCCAAACUUUUGCUCUCCAAAUGGGUAAUGGCGAAGAAGAUGGUGACCCAGUAUGGCCUCGAGAGGAGCUCGGACCCACUGGUGUGGAAGACAUGACGCGCCUUCACGAUCUGCAUGAGGCGGCACUGCUAUGGAACCUCAAACUGCGAUAUGAACAAGGCCUCAUAUAUACAUAUGCUGGGUCUAUACUAGUGGCCGUCAAUCCUUAUAGACCUGUAGAUUCAUUGUACGGAUUGAAAACAGCGAGAAGAUACCACGCAGCAGAAGCGUUAGGAGACUUACCACCACAUCUUUUUGCAAUCGCGGCAGCAGCGCGUGCUUCUCUACCUCACCCACAAGCCAUUCUAAUUUCCGGUGAAUCAGGUGCUGGAAAAACAGAGUCUACUAAAUUAGCCGUUCAAUUCCUGGCAGCUGUGGCUCCAGCACCGCCUGGCAGGGCACCUGUCUCUGAGCAAAUUCUUGAAGCGGCGCCUUUGCUUGAAGCUUUUGGCAAUGCGAGAACACCAAAAAAUCAUAAUUCUAGUCGAUUUGGUAAAUUAUUAGAACUUUACUUCAAAGAUGGCGCUUUAGCCGGAGCAAGAGUAGCACAUUAUUUGCUAGAAAAAUCUCGUAUCGUUACGCAGUCGCCUGGAGAACGUAAUUAUCAUGUUUUUUACGAGUUAUUAGCUGGAUUAGACGAGGAGCAACGACGAGCGAGAGGCUUAUUAACAGCCGAACAUUAUUUUUAUUUAAAUCAAGGCGGUGAUUCUGGAGGUGCGGGUGCCGGUGCCGAUUGGUCGGCCCUGUGCGGAGCCAUGCAAGUUCUUGGGAUUGGGGAUUCUGAGAGAGAAGAUAUUAUCAAAGUUUUAGCUGCAGUUCUUCAUUUAGGCAAUGUUUAUUUUCAUAGAAAGCAGUUAAGGCAUGGACAAGAAGGUGUACAAUUAGGUGGAGGUGCAGAAGUGCGUUGGGCGGCGCAUUUACUUAAAGUACCCGCGGAGGAAUUAGCGAGAGCCCUCACAACCAGGGUGACAGCGGCCCGAGCGGAACGCAUGCGAUCUCCUUUACCUAUUGAUCAGGCCUUGGAUGCAAGAGAUGCUUUCGCUAAGGCUCUAUAUUCAUCACUUUUUAGCUGGCUGGUCUUCCGAAUAAAUUCGAUAGUCCAUCGCGCUGGAUUACACGACGCUCAACGAAUAUCUCUCCUCGAUAUCUUCGGAUUCGAAGACUUGGAAGAGAAUUCUUUCGAGCAACUUUGUAUUAAUUUCGCUAACGAAACGCUACAACAUUAUUUUAAUAAACAUAUAUUUAAACUCGAACAGCAAGAAUACCAAAAAGAAAGAUUGGAGUGGUCCAACCUUACGUGGAAUGAUAACUCACCAGUUAUUCAACUGCUCAGCAAGAAACCGGUGGGUAUCUUGCACUUAUUAGACGAUGAAAGUAACUUCCCGAGAGCAUCCGACGCCUCGUUUUUAGAAAAGUGCCAUUAUAAUCAUGCUCUUAAUGAGCUAUAUUCUAGGCCGAGGUUAGGAGCAAAUGAAUUUGGGAUUAAACAUUACGCUGGUCAAGUCUGGUACAAUGUCGAAGGUUUCUUGGAUAAAAACCGAGAUGCUCUUAGAGCGGAUGUCUUAGAACUUCUAUGCAGUAGCGAGGUUCCUUUGGUAGCCGAAAUGUCAUCACAACUCCGCGCUCAACACGAUGCUAACAAGACACUACCGCGAGGAGCUAAUGGACGCUUCGUUACCAUGAAACCUAGAACUCCUACCGUUGCAGCGAGGUUUUCCGACAGCUUGCACCAGCUGUUGGAGUCCAUGUCUCGCUGCAACCCCUGGUUCGUACGCUGCAUCAAACCCAAUACAGACAAAUCGCCAAUGAAGUUCGAUAUGCCAUGUGUACUUGCUCAGUUGAGGUACACCGGUAUGUUGGACACAAUUAAGAUUAGGCAGAUGGGAUAUCCCAUUCGGAUACCCUUCCAAGCCUUUGUGGAAAGAUAUAGAUAUCUACUUAAAGCGAUGCCGGCACGCGCAACGCCAUACAGAGAAAUAUGUAACUCCAUCCUUGCUGAAAUGCCACCGACUGGGGCAGAGGGUGCCGACUUCCAGCUUGGCGCGGCGAGGGUGUUUGUACGCGAAGCAUUGCACCGUGCUCUAGAACGUGCGCGCGCCGACAAGCUGCGGGCUGCGGCCACGCUGCUGCAAGCUCAGAUCAGAGGAUAUCUUGCUAGAAAACGCUACGAUCAAAUGCGCGAGUCGGCGGUUCGCAUCCAGUCGUGGUGGCGGGGCGCGCGCGAGCGGCGGCGCUUCGUGCGCGUGCGGCGCGGCGUGGUGCGCGCGCAGGCGCUGGUGCGCGGCCGCCGGGCGCGUGCGCGGGCAAGGGCCGCGCGCGAGCAGGCGCGCCGCCGCCUGGAGGCCGCGCAGGCCGCCGCCAAACGGCGUGCAGCAGAACAGAAAGCUAAAGCAGAAAACUUACAAGUGUUGGAAGUACCAGCAGAGUUAGCUUUCAUGUUAUCGAAAAUCGACGAAUGGCAGCCGCCGCAUACUGAUAAAAAUAUUACCAAAGUAUCAGGCGACGUAUACGCCGAAGAAGAACGUGUCCAACUUCCAAAAGACCUACAACAAUUCGCGUUCUCUAAAUUUAGCUCCGUGUACUUCGCGGACGGUGGCCAGCUAAGUCCGAAAAAACAUCCCAUUACAAAACCUUUCUUGUCUAAAGCGGCUGUUAGAGAUCAAGAUUUUAAUGACGCUAUAGCUAUUUUCAAACUAAUCUUGCGAUGGUGCGACGAAUCUGCGGCUGGAAACGAUGCUAGACAGAAGGUGCUGGCGGACUACAUCGCGUCGCGCGGGCUGCUGUCGCGCGGGCUGCGCGACGAGAUCCUCGUGCAGCUGUGCAACCAGGCGGCGGCCGGCCCGCGCGUGCUCCGCCUGCUGGCGCACUGCCUCGCCGCCUUCCAGCCCGGGCCCGCGCUGCACAAGUACCUGGUGCGGCUGAUAUCGGAGCAGGCGACGGGUGCGGAGCGCGCGCGCCUGCUGCGGCUGGUGUGCGGCGCGGAGGCGGCGGCGGCGCGCGCCAGCGCCGUGCCGCGCCGCGCGCCGCCCACGCUGCUGGAGUGGCGCGCCGCGCGGGACCACGCGCGCCCCGCGCUGCCGCUGCGUCUGUACGACGAGUCCGUGCACACGGUGUGCGUGGAGCCGUGGACGACGUGCGAGCGCGCGGCGGCGGGCGCGCUGGCGGCGGCCGGCGUGGCGCGCGCCGCCUCCGGCUGGACGCUCACCAUGGAUCACAACGGGCAGCUCACCGAGUGGGCUGGGUGCGAGUACGCGCUGGACGCGGUGGGCGAGGUGGAGACGUGGUCGGCGCUGACGAGUUCCCGCUGCGAGCCGCUGCGCGCGUCCGCCGCGCGCCUGGCGCCGCCCGCGCCGCCGCCGCGCGCCGCGCACGACGAGCGCGGCGCGCGCCCGCAGGUUCCACCGCCCGAACCGCCGAAAUCACGUUCACCCAGCAUCGAACGUAUGCUACAAGACUCAAUAGAGGAAAAUAUAUCGGAGUACAAUUGGAAGAUGGAACGCGAAGAAACGCGCACCUUAACCAAAAUUAGCAACGAAUAUUCCAGAAAGAUAUCCCAUGACAUUCUAUCUCGAGAAUCGGCUCUAAAUGAGCGAUACUUCGAGCAACAGUCUGAUAAAGUACGGAGCAGAUCGCUAGAUAAUCUUUUAGGUGACAACCCUGCACCUCAACCCACUAAGUUUGCCGAUCUGGGGUUGUCUCAGUCUCGUCUAAACGAUCGUUACCACUCUGUAGAGCGGCUUGGAGGAGCGCCCAGUGUGACCAGCAGUAAGGGUAUGGAGACAGAGUACGGGGCGAGUCGCGCUCAACAGUCACGUUACAUCAAAUCACAGUACGCCGGCAAGCGGGCGCCGGCUGGUUCUCAGUCUAGUCGUGCAUAUAUAGAAAAAAGCUCUGAGUUCGGAGGUGUCAGAUCUUCCGCUAUGUCCGACACAUCCGAGGCCCCGAGUUUAGCAUCUCAUGUGCGGCGAGUCCGAGUGCCAAGCCAGGCCUCCGACGUGGACCAGUUUCUCGACGACCUCUUCUCACCGGUACUCGACCCUAACAUUGACGAGCUGUCUGAUGCGCGUUCACUAGCCGCGAGUAUCAAGGGCGGUAAAGACUACCAGAAGUUUAUCGAUGACGUGCUCAACUGUUCUUACUCGGAUCAGAUAGAAACGUUGAACAAAUCCGACUGCAUGACUAAACUCAUAAAGGGUGGUGGACAGAACGAAAGUGGUAACACCAGCAGGAAGGAGUCCAAUGUAGAUUCUAUGGACGAUUAUAUUACGAAUCUUUUCGAUCCUAUAUUUAUGAACGAUAGCUUAAAGAGAUUGACUGACGGUGAGGGACUUUCCGGUGCUAUCAAAGGGGGCGGUGCAACGCCAAGGACAUCUGGUGCAAAUACAUCUACGCUAAGUUUCGGUGCUAUAUCGUUACCACCUUCAAUGCCAGCGAUGCCAGCGACUCCUGAGGCUCUAGCCGCGGCUCUUGGGCUUCAUUUACCUCCUCCAGGAACUGUGGAUAUAAAUGCCUAUCAUCAAAAUUUGCAGCGAGCAUUUCUUCAAAAUGCUAUGGCACAAAAUCUACAAAUACAGCAGCAACUUUUAGCUCAAAAUCAAGCUUUACAAACACUUUUAGCUGGUCAGGUGGUCGAGUCAACUGAUUCCGCACCGACAUCACCCGUGCGGGCGUCGACUGUAGUACACGCUCAAAUACAUUCGCCUCCGAGAAAUUCCGUAAAGUCGAGACGUGAAUCAAAUGAAAGUACUUCGACGGGAGCUCCGCCUCCGCCGCCACCACCUAUGCCCCCUCCACUGCACGCCAUGGAUCCAUCGGAGGCCCGACCCUUCAUGGAUCCAUACGGUCGAGCAAAAACCGUCCGAAUAGGAAAAUGGCGAUGGCCACCGCCCAAGGAUGCAGCCGGACAAGAUACGCCUCAAGAUUUUACAAAGUUUAAAAUGCGACAAAUACAACGAAGAGUAACACCACAAGCGCAAUCUAACGGUGUCGAGCACGAGCCACCUCGCGGACGUUCGCGUUCCGAGGCAUCGCCUGGAAUAGACUGGGAAGAAUUUGAAGUCGACGGUCACACGCCAUCACCGAGAGAGCCACCUAACCAGAGGACAGCGCGACGCAGUUUCGAAAUCGGCGCGCAGAGACCCUCGCCGGGUAGCGUUGGAAAACUUAAAUUAAGCUCCGAAAUGCGCCAGCGAUUGGAACGCGUCACCGCAAAUCACUCUGUCAGGAGCUCAUCGUCAGCGGCGGAAACUCCGCGAACGAUCAACAAACUAGAGGACACGCGGAAACUCAUGCUCGAGCGCCAGCUGGGAGGCGGAGGGCGCUGGGACGCACCGCCGCCGCCGCUGCCGCCCGCGCCUCCCGGCCCCGCGCCCCCGCCACCGCUGUCGCCGCCCUCGCCGCCCGACAAGCCUGCGCCGCCGCCGCCCGCACCCGAUUCUUCCUCGUCCUUUGCGCAACUCCGCCGUGACCGCGACACUUUCGGUGUCCAUCAGAAUCGGGAGGCCGACGACCGCCACGCUUUCCUAGCAAACUGGAGUUCGAGAAGAAAAGAGGACGACGAAUCCAACCAGGGCGAUGAUUUGGCGUCCCGUUUCUUAACUGCGGACCGACGGGAGCGCAGAGUGAAAGACGAGUGGGGAGAGGACUCCGACGUUCGAAGCUACAAUGACGAGAAGGGACGAGUCAGUAGAGACGAGUGGGAUUCCGAGUCGACGUUAGACAAUAGACGCGAUAUGCGCGAUAAUUAUUCUGGACGAGAUGCAUCCGAAAUUUACGAGAUACAUCCGAUGAGAGCCGAGAGGAGAAAAGAUGAUAAUGAAAUGGAGGACAGCUUUGAACGCAAGCGUUCCUCAGCUAUGUACGAUGACUUCGAGCGAUAUGAUGGAAGAAAGAAUUCUCGAGAUAUGCUCGUCGGCCGAAUGAGGGACAGUCCUCGAUCCGAUAUAAUAUUUCCUCCUGACAACAGUGACACGUUGAAGAGGGCUGAGCGCCCGACGUUUAAGACACACAUGGCGCAGAAAGAAAGAGAUAAGAAAUUAGAAGCAGAAAGGCGCCAUUCCGUCUCAACUCAUAUUACGGAUAAAACUGAGCAUAUCGAACGUGACGUCCCAGCACCACCGGCCUUGCUGCCAUCCGACCGCUCCUUCCUCACAUACUCACGCGUCCCGUGGAAAUUGCGCGUGCGCAAGGAAGUGUUCACCCCUUUAGAAACUUACAACGAACCUGCCAUAUUAGACUUGCUCUACGCACAAGUCGUGCACGACAUCACGUCGAGCGCACCGUCGCUACGCAUCAGCGCGAGCGAGCGGCGCGCGGGCGCGGCGUGGCUGCGCGCGCACAGCAGCGCCACGCGCGCCGCCAAGCGGCAGGCCGUGGACAUGGCGCGCGAAUGGCCCUUCUACUUCGCGCGCCUCUUCAGCGCGCGCAUGCCGCCCGGCGAGAACGCCGUGCUGGCCGUGUCCCACAGUGCUGUCACCAUUGGAGUCAAAGGUCCGGGCGGGCUGGUGGUGCGGCGCUCGCUGCCGCUGGGCGCGCUGCGCGCGGCGGCGCCGGCGCCCUCUACGCUGCAGCUGUCGCCCGCACGCGACGCGCCGCUCACGCUGCACGUGCCGCUGGCGCACCACGCGCACGCGCUCAUCGCCGAGUUCGUACUGCAGCACUCACAGAUUCAACCGAAACCGACAACGAAUGGUGUAUCGAACUUGAAGGAAAAAAUUACGGAGCGUGAAACGAGAGAUGCUCGCGAUUCUAGAGAAUCUCGAGAAUCCAGAGAGUCCAGGGAAUCUAGGGAAUCGAGGGAGUCCAGAGAAUCCAGAGAGUCUAGGGAAUCUAGGGAAAUAAGGGAAAAUAGGGAAUCCAGAGAGGAAAUAGAAGCAGAGAUUCGGGACAGGAGAGCGCAGACAUCGUCACCAGUGCUGCGUGAGCGUGAAAGAGAAAGGGAAAGGGAACGAGAUAGGGAUAGAGAGAGGGAAAGAGAGAUGCGAGAGGAGCGGAGAGAGCAGUCAACUCCGCAGCACGAUGGCAGACACCCUCUAUUGCAAUUCGCAGUGGAUCAUUUCCGACAAAGCCCUGAAUUAGAAAUCCUGAAAGCGGACUCAUCACUCAAGAGCAAGGCGAAGCGUAACGAAUGGACGUGGAAGGCGCAGACGGACGUGGUGAAGUGGCAGGCGACGCCGCUGCGCGCGCCGCUGCUGCGCCUGCCCGCCGCGCUGGCGCCGCCCGCGCUCGAGUGCUUCACCUGCGUGCGCGCCUACUGCGGCGACCUGCUGCCCGCCGAGCGCGCCGUGCACCAGGACCUCACCGAGGUCAAGUGCGUCUACACCGUGCUCAUGCACUGUCACUCAGUUCCCGAAUUACGCGACGAGGUAUACUGCCAGUUAAUGAAACAGACCACAUCUAACCGAUCACCUGCACAAGACUCGUGUCAGCGCGCUUGGCGACUCAUGUCCAUUCUCGCCUCGUAUUUCACAUGUUCGGAAACGUUAAGGCCCUUCCUCGUGGAGUAUUUAUCAGCGGCGGCGGCAGACAGGCGAAGACCUUGCCAAGGAACGGCAGCGGUCUGUCUCGCCAACUUCAGGAAGACACUUCGAUGCGGCGGCAGGAAGAAUGUGCCUAGUGUUGAAGAGGUGACGGCAGUGUCAGCAGGUCGUUCGGCGAGACGGCAGCUCUACCGGUUGCCAGGGGGCGCCGAACGAGUUGUAAACACGCGCUGCGCUACCGUCGUCCAGGACAUUGUCAACGAGCUUUGCGAACUGAUCGGCGUGACGAGCGAGGCGGAGCGCGCGGAGUUCUCGCUGUACUGCAUCGUGGCGGGCGACGCGCUCACCAUGCCGCUGGCCGGAGACGAGUACGUGCUGGACGUGACCACGGAGCUGCAGCGCGCGCACCACCCCUUCUACCUCAUCUUCUGCCGCUCCGUGUGGCACCACCCGCUGCGCGCCGACGCGCCGCCGCUCUACACCGAGGUGCUCUUCAACCAGGUUGCCCCAGACUACUUGGAGGGCCUCCUGCUGGUGCUGCCGGGCGGCGGCGCGCCCCCCGCCGGGGCACUGCGCGACGCGGCGCUGGUGGCCGCGCUGCUGCACCGCGCCGCCGGCCUGCCCGACGCGCCGCACCCGAGGGACCUCAAGUUCCUUCUCCCGAAACCUCUUCUCGCCCUAAGAGAACCCCGGCCAGCGAAGUGGGCCUCGUGGGUCUCGGCAGAGUGGCCGACUGUACGGACUAUGACGCCGGCUGCUGCAAAAUCUAAAGUUUUACAAGUGCUGUCCCGCUGGGCGCUGUUCGGCUCGUCGUUCUUCGCGGUGCGGCGCGUGGGCGGCGGCGAGUGGCGCGAGCACGUGCUGGCGCUCAACCGGCGCGGCGUGCACCUGCUGCACCCCGCCACGCACGAGACCGACACGCACUGGCCCUACGCCGAGCUCAUCUCCACCAGGAAGGUGCGGUCCGAGGACGGCACUCUGUUCCUGGACGUGAAGUGCGGCUCGCUGCUGCAGCAGCGCGUGACGCGGCUGCAGGCGGAGCAGGCGCACGAGGUGGCGCGCCUCAUCCGGCAGUACAUCGCGCUGCAGCGGGACGCGCGGGACACGCGCGACAGGCGCGACUCGCGCGACCACGACCACCGGCACUCGCCUGCUUUCAAUAGCCAGUGAGGGACUACAAUAUUUAAAGGGACUAAAAAUUUAAAUAUAUGGAAGUGACAUAAUUAUCACGUUUUUUUACCUCAAAAAUCCGUCCUUAAGAUCUGAGUGUAACAAGUGUACUUAAUAAUUAACUUGUUUAGAUUAAAAUGAGAAUAGGAUAGUCGUAUAAUCAUUUGUAAAACUUUAAAAAUAUUACAAAUAUUUCUAUUUUCAUUUUAGUCCCCACUUUUAAGAUAUUAUCAAAUGAUAUUACUAGACUAUAAAUUUAUAUACUUAUACAUUUGGGAUCUAUAUAGUGUAUAGUAUACCAUAAAUAGUAUAUAAAACAAGAUGUAUUCAUUUUGAAUUCAUGGUUUUUUAUGUUUAUGCAUGAGCGAAUAAUAUUUGUUCUGAACACAUCUAUUGUUUGCUAAAAUAAUAAGAAUACUUAUUUUUGUAUAGCAACAAUAGUGUACAUUACAAAUAUUAUAUUUAUAUCGACAUUAGUAACGUACCUAAAUAACCAAUAAAAUUAUUGCAACAUUCCAGUAAAUAAAUAGCUAGUAAGUAGAAAUUAAAAAUUGUUUAUGGAAUUCAUAUAGGCACAUAUUUUUAUGAAUAGUAUUGUUAUUUUUCUAAACAGAUUCAAUUAUUCCUUCUAAUUACAUUUGAUAUUUUACCGUUAAUUAUUCUAGUGUCUUCCUUCGUCUUUGGAAAAGGUGCUAUAUCUAGUUAAAUCGUGACUAGGGGCUUGUUUGAAAUAAGAUUUGAAUCCAAUUAGAAAUACUUGGGAAUUAUAAAAUACUUUUUAAUUAUUUAUUUUUAUCUGUGUACAUGUGUUUAUUUAAGAAAAGUUUUAUAAUUCCAUGAAAGAGUAACCUGACUGAUACUUAACUAAUUUACUUUAAAAAUUUUAAUGCUCACUUUACACAGUAUAUCUUUUUACUGCAGUUGUUGAUAAUCAUUUUUUUACUACUAUAGUGUGCCCCUGGUCUAAUUAUUAUAAACUUAAAUACGUAUAUAUUUCUAUAGUUAAGGUUGAAUGAAAUUAUCCAAAGCCCGGAACGGUCGGAGUCACGGUUAUUUUAUUAUAAAUGAGUUAUUUCGUUGUCAUGUAAAAUAUUUAAUAUAACGAUGUAUGAAUAUAAUGUAGAUACCAAUAAAAAAUUAUUUUCACAA
This is a messenger RNA of Melitaea cinxia (Glanville fritillary), 10001 nucleotides long. RefSeq names its product unconventional myosin-XV (gene Myo10A). NCBI's taxonomy places the organism in Eukaryota, Metazoa, Arthropoda, Insecta, Lepidoptera, Nymphalidae. The coding region runs from base 15 to 8852 and encodes 2945 amino acids. Gene Ontology annotation, cellular component: myosin complex; cytoskeleton. The record is from RefSeq and is a predicted model, not a curated record. Gene Ontology annotation, molecular function: ATP binding; cytoskeletal motor activity; protein binding. The transcript is spliced from 30 exons.